ACCUGACGGGCAAGGUAGUAUAGCAUGGAUAAAGAGACCUGUGAUUUGCCACCAGUAAAGAGCACUCGAGUGCGAAAUGGAACAGAUGCUUCUACUUCUCCCUAAUAACUAUAGCUUUUCCGUUAAUACGUCCAGGCGAGCAAUGCAUCAUAUAGUAUAUGACACCGAUCAGUGGAAUAAAUCGCUUUGAAAAGAAUAUAUGUCCUAUUAGGUCACAGGCUUACCAUCCUAAUGUUGUUAUUGGCACGCCGCGAUAGAUCACAUAAUGGAUCUCAGUCGAGAAAGGGGUAUUAAACCUAUUAUGACAAAAAAAAUCUGAGAUUCCGUUCUGUGAACUAUCGCAGCCGGCCAAUAACAACAUAAGGGCGGCAAGUCUAUGAUAAGCUUUCAUAUUUUGGAAGGCAGGUUUGUUCAUAACUAGUGACCAAAUGACUUCCCGUAAAUAUUUAAUGGCGUGUUAGUUAAAGGAAAGCAGAGAUGUAUAGCCUGCGCCUUUCAAGGUUUUGUUUAUAGAUUCUCAGCACAAAUUUGGUUCUAAAACAGAAGAUGUUAUGAUUAUAGUGACAAUACAACUGGUAAUUUGAAAAGGCUGAGAAGUAUCAUAAAAAUGCAACCACGCGUCGGACAAAGAAACGGCUGAAGAUAUAAACAUUUAUAACAAAAAGGACGCCAUGACGAUAAGAGAGACGCUAGAAUUUUAAGUAUCAAAGACUGGAAGAGUUGGUGUUUUGUGGUGAUGUGUUCCGGUAAGUCAGAAAGAGCCACUAACGCCACUCAAAGAGACGAGUUUGUCCAAGUCCAAGAUGGCCGUCGGACCGUCUCGAAAAUACGGUCUAACAUCCAAGGUGACAUGCACGUUAGUUAUUACCAUGGCAACAGCACUGUAUGUGUACUACAUGUGUGGACGGAUGACCGAGGAACAGUUUCGAAGUAUGAAUCUCCCCAAAAUCCAGGCCUACAUCCAGCACAAGUGCUCCCCAGUCCUCGACCGUGCAACACGGGGAGCCUGGAAACUGAAACCUCACGUGACGACCGCUGAUCUUGAUGCUCGCAGACGAUUGGACAUGAUGCUGCGCACGCGUAAAGGAUGGCCGCAGUAUUUAUCCCAUGGAGACUUGCGGUGCGGGGUGCACUUUCCCCUCCCACGUCCAAGCUUUGGCAAAAAUAAAACAAUGGUGUUUGACAUACAAGGGCAGUGUGAUCCUUAUAGCGAAGCCCCAUGUUGCCAUGGCUACAAAGGAUGGUGCGGGGCUGGAGCAGCGUAUUGUGAGUGUCAAGGGUGCGUUGAUUACCGCGCGUUCAUUCCGGCUGAGCUGGGAGACUGGGUCACACUCGACAAAUGCCAUAUCACAAACUACACGCAAAAUAGCGCAUGCAGUUUAGUUAACAACCGCUUUAGCUAUAUCACGUUCAUGGGCGAUUCCCUUGUACGGCAUUUGUUUUCUGCAUUACUCUUGAUACUAACACGUGACCGUACGUACGGUGCAUUGAAGUUUAGCGCGCGAUUCAAGCAAAAGGAUAUGUGCCGUGGGGACAACCAGUUUGUAGAUAGCAUGUGCCACGCCCUUACGGCUAUGAGAUGGACCGACAUCUCCAAACACCCCACAUUCUGUCCAGAACGGAAACAGUCCUUUAAGAUGGACUUUGUAGAGGCGUAUAACAUCAAUCACGCGAAAAUCGCGUUAACGUUUGCCAAACGUAUGUUAUACCGGCGAGGGUCAGUCAUACUUAUUGGUGUAGGGAUACACAAUGGGUUCAAUGCACCUCUAGUGAUAGAAAAGUACUUUGGACCCAUUCUACGAUUAUUACAACAUUCUAGAGCUACCACGGGCUGGCCUCGACUUAUCUGGCUCAGCCCGCACGCCGCAGGACCACUCAAACCGCUGACAUAUCAGCGCCACCAAGGAAACCACGCAAUUCAAGCGUUCAAUGCGCAAAUGUGGCAAUACUGUGAGGAACAGAAUGUGACAGUGUUCGAUACGUAUAAUCUAACCCUCGGAGCUCAGAGUUUUGAUGGAACACACUAUGGAGUCGGGGUGAAUUUGCUCAAAGCACAGUUAUUACUAAAUUAUUGGAAUGAAUCAAGGUGAUUGGUUCUCAUUUCUGUGCAUACUGUUUCCUUCCUUUGUUUUAAAUCGUUCUCUGAAUACGCUCCAGCAAGGGCGGUGGGAACAGUUUUUGUUAGGCUAAAUUCUGAUAAUAAACCGUGCCGGGAACGUUUCGGCUAGCCCGUCUGGGACAGUUCGCGCGCUACGGUGUAGUAGCUUGGAUUACGCAACGUAACUUGGCCGGGUUUUCUAAUCAAAACAGUAUCAAACACUAAGAGCGCGUCGCAAACAAGGCACAUUUUAGCGAAAUAAGAGGGAAAUUCGUGGUUUGUUCCCUCCCAUUAUUUUGCCUCGUUCUCUAAUACGCUCCAGUGGCCAUGAUUAUAUGACAUUAAAUUUAGCCUAACAAACACUGUUCCUACCGCCCUUGCUCCAUGUCUCCAGUGCCAUGCAUAAAAUUUGUGUAUUGGAGACAACCCUCUUUCUGUAUUAGCUUGACAUCAUAGGCUUUGAGCAUCAUCUCCCACUCUUACUGGUACUAUAUAAGCUAGACAAUCCCUUUGUUAUAAUUUUUCUUAAUUUACCUCAUGAAAACAUCUUCUCGGAGGCAUGUCAUAUAAUCAUGGCCACUCGAGCGUAUUAGAGAACGGGGCAAAAUAAUGGAAGGGUACAAUGCCAUACAUAGAUUUGUCAGAGUAUUGUCAGUAUAUCCACGACCAAGUUUAAUUGAUGGAAAACUAGGUAUUUUUUAUCCUUAGAAUCAGAAAGGGAACCUUUUGGUAUCUUGAGGAAGCGAAUCCAACCUCUGCAAUCCCCGAGUAUUAGUUCAUUUCCAUUUGCUUUUGUUAUCAUCAUCAUCGUCGUGUUCACCACCAUCAUCAUCAAUGUUUUUGUUGUUGUUAUUAUGCCUAUUAUUAUAAUCUAUAUUUCAUUCGUUUAUGUUAAUUGAUCACAAACUGUAUCAUCAGUAAGUACAGCUGUUAAUGUACUA
Molecule: messenger RNA, 3039 nt
Organism: Nematostella vectensis (starlet sea anemone)
Lineage: Eukaryota; Metazoa; Cnidaria; Anthozoa; Actiniaria; Edwardsiidae
Exons: 2
Coding region: 804-2090 (428 amino acids)
Source: RefSeq, a predicted model, not a curated record